AGUGAAGAAUUUAGCAGAAGCUUUGCAGACCUUAACAAACUCCUUAAAAAGUCUGAAAACAUGGACACCAACACCAAAAGGUUUUCAUCAACAGAGAAGAAUGUUCAUAUUGCAUUAUCUGCUUUAAAAAAAAAUCUACAAUGAAAAAAGUACACCAAGGAAAUCACCAUGGGCAUAUUACUGAAAAAAAAAAUGAUGCCUCAAGAAAAGCCUCAGGUUUGAAUUCAAUAAAAGGAAACUGCCACAAUUUUUGUACUGCUGUUUUUAAAGAUGUCACCUAUAAGGAACUUAAAAACCUCUUGAAUUCCAAAAAAAUUAUGUUAAUUGAUGUUAGAGAGACAUGGGAAAUUCUUGAGUGUGGAAAAAUCCCUGGGUCUGUCAAUAUACCAUUGGGUGAGGUAGGUGAAGCUCUACAGAUGCACCCAGAAGACUUCAAAGAGAAGUAUAAUGAAGUGAAGCCAUCCAAAUCCGAUAGUCUAGUGUUUUCUUGUUUAGCUGGAGUGAGAAGCAAGAAGGCUCUGGACACAGCAGUAUCUCUGGGCUUUAACAGUGCCAAACACUAUGCUGGAGGAUGGAAGGAAUGGGCAUCCUACGAAUAUUCAGAGAAGCCACAAGGAAACUGAAUUUUGGAAUACAAGCUCACUUUUUCCUUGUGUAUGUGCAGCCUAGCACAAUGGAAUGAGCAAGAGAAUAAAACUCUAGCCCUGGCACCACUGGCUAAUGGGAAGGAGAUUCUGUAUAAGUCAA
This is a messenger RNA of Phyllostomus discolor (pale spear-nosed bat), 747 nucleotides long. It is a transcript of the gene TSTD3, whose product is annotated as thiosulfate sulfurtransferase like domain containing 3. The transcript has 4 exons. The record is from RefSeq and is a predicted model, not a curated record. NCBI's taxonomy places the organism in Eukaryota, Metazoa, Chordata, Mammalia, Chiroptera, Phyllostomidae. Gene Ontology annotation, molecular function: thiosulfate-cyanide sulfurtransferase activity. Bases 141 to 623 code for a protein of 160 amino acids. Gene Ontology annotation, cellular component: mitochondrion.